Molecule: messenger RNA, 1140 nt
Organism: Dictyostelium purpureum
Lineage: Eukaryota; Evosea; Eumycetozoa; Dictyosteliales; Dictyosteliaceae
Product: asparaginase
Exons: 3
Coding region: 1-1140 (379 amino acids)
Biological process (GO): amino acid metabolic process
Molecular function (GO): asparaginase activity
Source: RefSeq, a predicted model, not a curated record
AUGAAUUGUGAAGAUGAUAAGAUAUACGAGGAUAUUUCAAUAAACAAUUUAUCAUCGUCAUCCAAAUCCACAAUGUCUGUACAAAGCUCUUCGUAUCUCAAAAAGAAAGGAAACAUUUAUAUAAUUUAUACUGGCGGUACAUUAGGUAUGAAAAGAGAUCCAGUUACAGGUACUCUUAGACCCGAGCCACAUUAUUUAAAGCAACAACUUCAAGGUUUACCAGAAAUGAAAUCAUUAGAUAUGCCAACAUAUACAAUCUACGAAUUUGACCCACCCAUUGAUUCAUCAGAUAUGGAACACGAGGAUUGGGUAAAAAUUUGUCAUUUAAUUGAAAAGAAUUAUUAUGAUUAUGAUGGAUUUGUUAUUUUGCACGGUACAGAUACAAUGGCAUAUACAGCAAGCGCUUUAUCAUUUAUGUUGGAAAAUUUAGGUAAACCAGUAGUAUUAACAGGUUCACAAAUUCCAUUUGCAGAGCUAAUCAAUGAUGCAAGACGUAAUCUUUUAACCACAAUAAUUUUUGCAAGUAAAGUUGAUUUACCUGAAGUAUGCAUUUUUUUCAAUAAUAAUUUAUUACGUGGUUGUAGAAGUCGUAAAGUUGAUUCAUGGAGCUUAGAUGCCUUCGAAUCACCCAAUUGCCCACCGCUAGCAACUCUUGGUAUGGAAAUUAAUAUCAACUUUGACUUGGUUUUAAAUCAGCCAAAAGGCCGUUUCCGUGUGCACGAAAGAAUAAAUAAAAACAUAGCGGUGCUUCACUUGGUUCCAGGUUUCAGCGAUGAUGCUUUCCAAAAUCUUUUAGCUGAACCCUUAGAAGGUUUAAUUUUACAAUCUUAUGGUAGUGGUAAUGCUCCAGGUAAAAAAAGUAAAUUCCUCGAGGCUAUUACAAAAGCUGUAAAAAGAGGUGUCAUUGUCGUUGUAACAAGUCAAUGUCUUCGUGGUAGUGUAAAUCUCAAGCAAUAUGCCACUGGUAAAUCAUUAUUGGAUGCUGGUGCAAUUAGUGGAUAUGAUAUGACUGUCGAAACUGCCGCCACAAAAUUAGGCUGGUUAUUAGGUUUAGGUAUACCCACCGAACAAGUUAAAAUGUUAAUGCAAAGCGAUUUAAGAGGUGAACUUACAAGAAAUGCUUCAAAAAAAAUUUAUUGA